Messenger RNA from Saitoella complicata NRRL Y-17804, 2134 nucleotides. Its product is annotated as galactose oxidase. Gene Ontology annotation, molecular function: protein binding. The transcript is spliced from 2 exons. The record is from RefSeq and is a predicted model, not a curated record. The coding region runs from base 155 to 2134 and encodes 659 amino acids. NCBI's taxonomy places the organism in Eukaryota, Fungi, Ascomycota, Saitoellomycetes, Saitoellales, Saitoellaceae.
UCAGCGCGUCCAGGAAACAACUCCUUCUACGACAACGACCAGACAGAGACAUCCGAUAUACAGAUCGACAUUGACAGCUUAUUUCGCCUUGUUGCAUAGAAGGAAAACUCGAGGAAGGAUCGACUGGUGAUUGUUGAAGGAAGCGGACGAGGAGAUGUCGAGCCGCAAAGAUAAGGAAGGAAAGCACAGGGAGUCGCGGCACUCGCUGGCGGCGGGACUGAGACGGCUCGGAAUCCAUACUAAAUCGUCCGGCAAGUCACUCCGCGACUCCGUGAUUGUCGCCGAAACGGCCUCCCUCGCAGACCGUUCUCUGGCAGCACCCUCAGACGACCGGGACCACAACGAAGAUACACAUUCACCUGCCCUCACUACACCCGGGAUGACGAUCGCGACGUCGGAUAACGAUAGUAUACACUCCUCCAACUCGAGAAAUUCGAGCCGGAAGAGUGUCAUGUCGUCCAUCCUCACACCAAGCAGAAAACGAAUCUUCGGAAGCAAAGAACAACUACGAGACCUAAGUCGGGAGAGGACGGUGGAUACGGCCAUGUCUACAUCUUCCUCUUCCCCAGAAGUCGGCAAAGACUGUUCCAGUUCUCGACAAGGCACGUCGUCCCUGGCACGACCAGACACGGAGGAUGAUAUUGAGGUUAGUGGGUUGAGACCAUCGAGACAUACGUAUAUUCCAUCACCGAUGAUACAAACGCCGCCCAUGACGACGAUACCGGGAACUGCGGCGCCGAUGAGGAGGAAUACUGAGACGCUGUUUACGAAGGUCCCGGUGUCGCCGGGGGUGGCUCCAGCGUCGGUGGAUAGACAGCAGCUUGACAGAAAGGGGUCGAUGAUGGGUACUGCGCCGUUCAGACACGCGGAGACGGCGCCUACACCGAGCACGAGACCAGGACUCUCCACAAACCGGAGUUCAGUCGGUGACCGUGACCGUGAACGGGAUCGCAAUACCAACGCCAACACCAAACAACCAGACGAACUAAAACCAUCAAGACAAGGCUCAGGCGCAACGAGUAUCGCCGAAGACGCAUUCCGCCGCGACUCAGACAUCCUAGGGAACUACGUCCCCGGCAAGGAAGAAAUCCUCCCUGCUCCAUCGUGCGGCAUGUACUGGUCCCGCCCUGGUCUUCUCAACCCUAACCCCAGUACCGGCCCCGUCCUCGGUCAACGCAAUAUCAAUACUCGAAAACCUAUCCGCGCACACACCGUCAACGUCGUCGGAUCCUCCCUCUGGGUCUUCGGUGGUUGCGACCAAAGCACGUGUUUUAACAAAGUGGAGGUAUUUGAUGGGGAUACGAUGUCUUGGGGCACUCCGACGCUUAUUGGUGAUCUCCCGCCGCCGUGUCGGGCGCACACGGCUACGUUGGUGAACAAGACGCAGAUCGUGGUAUUUGGCGGCGGUGACGGACCGAGAUAUAACAAUGAUGUUUACACACUCGAUACCACCACCCAUCGAUGGUCCAAACCGGAAAUUGCGGAAGGUCCGGUACCGAGUCCCCGACGUGCACACACGGCGUGUUAUCGAGCCAGUAAGAACGAGAUCAUCGUUUUCGGAGGCGGGGACGGGAUUAAGGCUCUCAAUGACCUAUGGAGUCUGGAGUGUGGGGAUAUUUAUGCUCCGAUGCGGUGGACGUUGUUACACCCUGGUGGGAAAAGACCUAUUAGUCGGGGUUACCAUACUGCGAACUUGGUGGGGGAGAAGAUGGUGGUGUUGGGUGGUAGUGACGGGCAUGAGUGUUUUUCGGAUUGUCAUGUCCUUGAUCUCGGGAGUAUGAUAUGGCACCGAGUCCACAUAUCCCCAUCACCCUCGCCCGAACUCGCAUUCCCCCGACUCUCACACACCAGCACACAAGUCGGUAGCUACCUCUUCAUCAUCGGCGGCCACGACGGCUCGAAAUACUCCUCCGACGUACUCCUCUUCAACCUCGUCACUCUCUCAUGGGAAAAACGGCGUCUACACGGACACCUCCCCGCGGGCCGUGGGUAUCAUACGUGUGCGUUGUAUGAUAGUAGGUUGUUUGUCAUUGGGGGGUUCGAUGGGCAUGAUGUUUUUGAUGAGGUUUUUGUGUUGGAGUUGGCGGGGUUUGCGUAUUUGCCGCAGAUUAAUCGGUUUAGUGUUGAGUUGUGA